Messenger RNA from Spirodela intermedia, 449 nucleotides. Lineage: Eukaryota; Viridiplantae; Streptophyta; Magnoliopsida; Alismatales; Araceae. The record is from the annotation of a GenBank genome assembly.
AUGGGUGCCCUCUUCAGCUUACUCAAUGGGUCUGCUGACAACACAAAGUUUGAAGACGAUUGCCGUUCUAUCAUUGGCAUUCAAUCAUAUAUGCUCUUCACAUUGGACAAAUUGAUAUAUAAACUCAUCAAACAGGUAUUUAAUCAUCAUCUGCCUAAUUAACUCCUACUCAUUCAACCAGAUCUUUAAGUUCAUCACCUUAAACACCCCCUAAACCUUAAAUCGUAAACCAAGAUGUCGUCAUUAGGCUCACUUGUUUGUUCCAGGUUCAAGCUAUUGCAUCUGAUGAGACAGACAAUAAGCUUCUUCAACUCUAUGCAUACGAAAGGUCACGCCGGCCUGGACAAUUCAUUGACCUGGCCUAUCAGGAAAAUGCCCACGUCAUACUUAACGACGACAUCGUGUACCGGUUUGAAUGUGUAGGUUUUCAGUACACUCACACCGCAUAA